This is a messenger RNA of Uloborus diversus, 3777 nucleotides long. Its product is annotated as endoplasmic reticulum junction formation protein lunapark-like. Gene Ontology annotation, biological process: endoplasmic reticulum tubular network organization. The record is from RefSeq and is a predicted model, not a curated record. The coding region runs from base 201 to 1415 and encodes 404 amino acids. Gene Ontology annotation, cellular component: endoplasmic reticulum tubular network. The transcript has 9 exons. Lineage: Eukaryota; Metazoa; Arthropoda; Arachnida; Araneae; Uloboridae.
GGUGGCUGCAUUGGAUAUGAUGUGUAGUCGGCGUAAAAAAUUAUUUUUGAUGGUGGCGGAAAACUUAUUACUCAGUUAAUACGUACACAUCAAAUUCCAAUUAUGCCGUUUCAGCAAAAAAGUUUCUCUAUACAAUUUUCCAUAAACUUGACCAAUGAUCCUCUGUUGUUUCUGAUUGAAUUGUAAUUUAAUCAGCCAGAAUGGGAGUACUGUUUUCAAGAUUCCGGGCAAAGCCCUCUACUAAAGAGCUUUUGGAAGAAGUUGAAAAGGAAAUAGAAGUAUUGGAAGAAUACAAGAGAAGCACAGAACUUCAGCAAAAAGCAGUUGUGAGAUCUCUGAUAUUUUAUUCUGUUUUAAUCUACAUCAUACUUGCUGGUGUGUUCCUUUUUUAUUCUUUUCCUACCACAACAAGAGAUCGUGUCAUAUAUUCAGUACCUCUUUUAGUUUUUCCCCUUAUAUUAUAUAUUUUGAAAAAAUUUCUACAUUGGUAUUUCCAUCAAAAAUUACGAAACAAUGAUGAAGCCUUACAAGAUCUCAAAAGAAGAAAAAAAACACUAAUAGAAUUUGCUAUGGAAACUGAAACAUAUAAAGUUGUGAAGGAAUUACUGGAAAAAUUUGAUAAAGAAAGUCAUAAAAAGAUUUUUGAAACAAGACCGGCUAUUACAGCAACACCAACACAACAUAUCAAAGGGACAUUUUCUGACACAGAUCUGAGAAGAAGAAAUGUACCAUUGAAAGGAUCCCCACCUGUUGCAUUAGGAGCUCCUGGGCAAACCAUAACUAUAAAUAGCUCUGCAGGUCCUCCACAUAUUUUUCCUUUUUACUCAGGAAAACCCCCUACUAACCCUCCUUACCCACCUGCAUUUUUUCAAAGAGGUGGCCAACCCUUUGUGAGACCUCCUGGUCAGCCAAUGCCAAGACCUGUUUUACCUCGAGAGAGGACCUUAGUUGACAGACUAGUUGAUUAUCUGGUUGGAGAUGGACCAUCAAAUCGCUAUGCCUUAAUUUGCAGACAAUGCCAAUCACACAAUGGCAUGGCAUUAAAAGAAGAAUUUGAAUUCAUAGCCUUUAGGUGUUGUUAUUGUUUCCAUUGGAAUCCACCGAGAAAUCAACAACCACCACCACCAAGAUUGACACUGCCAAAUCCUAGCGCACCACCAGCUAUAACAGAUGUUCCUUCAUCUGAAUUAUCUUCAAGCAGUGAAGAAACUGAAAUUGAAAGCUUAAGUGAUAUUGAUAGCCCUGUUAGUGCAAAUAGUCCUGAGAAAAGGGAUAGCUUAGACAGUACAAACCAACCAAGGUCGAGUAUUAGCUCAGAAAAUGAAAUACAAGCCCAUUUAGAAGAAGACAAACCCUCUGUCUCCCCAAAUGAAUCUGAAAUACAAGAGUUUACAAAAGGCGAUGAAAGUUCUUGAUUCAGUACUGUAAUUUAUUACAGUAAUGUGACUUUACUUAAGCUUUGCAUAAAUUAUUUUCCUAUAAUGAAUUUGUCAUUUGUCAGUACUUAUUUUCACCUAAAUGUAACAAAUUUCACUUUUCUAAGCUGCAAUAAGAGUGUUAAAUGAAAUAAGAAUGAUAUACCGUAUACAAAAUGCAUUUUUUACUAUAACUGAAUAUUUUAAUGCAUUUUAAAAUUUUAAUAAGAUUUUUAUGCAGUAUUUUUGACAUUUCUGUGUAACUUUUCUGUAUGCUCUCUAUUUUUGCCUACUGUGAAGAUUUACAUAUUUUUAUUGACUUUAAAAUUGGAAACUUAUCAUUUGAAAAACAUUUCAAUCAUUUUUUUUCUUUGCAAAAUUAAAUAUUUUUUUCAUCUUUUAAGUCUAUAUGUAUGUAUACAAUGCAGCAAUUUCCUCAAAGCUUAAAUGAAUGUUAUUUUAAUGAAAUUCAGAAAAUUCUUCAUAAUUUUAUUGCCAACAAUUUUUUUAAAUGAUUUAUUCAUUAGUAUAUAAGCAUCUUCUAUUAAAAUUGAUCAGAUUUUUUUUUUUUUUUCUUGUAGAAUUGAACUUUUUAUUUAUCUGCUUACCACAACAUUAAAAACCUGUCAAAGAGGAAUUUAAAAAAAAUGCCAAAUGCAACAUUAACAUACUUAUUUAAGUAAAUUUGAAGUGUCUAAGUUUUGUAAAGAGUUUUUGCCUUUCAUAAAUUUAAGAACAGAUAAAGUAAUAUCAUCUUCGUUCAGAAAAAUAUAAUAAAGGAAAAAUAUUCUCGACAAUCCAUGUUAAGUUCAAAAAGUUUGUUUAAUAGUAUAUGGGCCAAUUAAUAUCAAUAAUUUAGAUUAAUUCAAUCAUUAAUGUAAACUAAUGUUGUUAUUAGUUUAAUAUUUUAGACCCUUUGAAGUUCAAUACAUUUUUUAGCCUCAGUGCUUUUUACAGAACACUAAAAUUUGAUUUAUUGCUCUAAAAUAUUAAUAAAAUAUAUUAAUUAUAGUUACUUUAUGAGAUUAUGAACUAGAUUUUCUUCAUUUUAUUGAACAAAUCAUUUUUACCAUCUGGAAAUUAAAUCAAGCACUUACUUAUAAAAGUGCUAGUAUUUUUAUUCUUAACAUAUAUACUAAAAAUUAUUACUAACAAAAAAAUGUAAAUGGGAGAUUUAGUAGACAUUGUAAAACAAUACAUAUCAUUAGUGUCAAAACUGCCCUUUCCAGUUUUGAAGUAUAUGGAAAAAAUAAAAUCACCCCAGGCUUAGUUAUCAAAGUUUAACUCUUAUGUAGUUUCUUUUUUAAACAUAUAUUUAAAUAAAUACUUAAAUAUUAUCAUCAGUGUAACAUAAUUUAGCCCAAACUUUUCAGUGAAUAAAUGUACUGAUUUCAAUAUUCACUAUUGGAAAACCUUUUUCCCUUGUUUUUAAACUCUGUUACUAUUUUUUGUUUAAAAAUAAAUCUAAGUCUUUGUUGUUACUAGUUGAAAUUUGUGUGAUAUUGAGUUGCCAUUUUGUGAGAUUAACAUCUAUAAACUACUGUCACAAGUAUUCAUUGCCAUUCAAAUAUUCAUUUUCAUAAGUUGUUUUGAAUUACAUGAAUGUUUGAGGAUUGUAAGCAUAUGUACAUAUGUCUUUCUAAAUUAUUUUGUUAAAAUCACAUUGUAAAUAUGAUAAAUAGUUUAUGAAAAAUUUAAAUUUAAGUGUGCUGUCAACCAUGAGUGUUCCGGAAAAACAUCAAACUGGUUAAGUUCAUUUGAUGUAAUAGGAUUUUUGUUCAUUUUACGGAGUGUUGCAAUUUUAAAUCAGUUUCUAAUUAUUAAAAUUUAUCUGAAUAACCUAAGUAAUGACUGGAAGAAAUAUAAGUUAAUGUAUAUAAGUUCAAUUAAAUACAACUUGUUCUAAUCUACACAUGAUUAUGUAUCGCUUUUUGCAAUCUAUUGUUUUCACCAUUCUUGUUCUAUUUUGUAAACAUGCAUAUUAAAUUAUUGUAUUCAUAUUAUGCUGAUACAUAAUUUGAAUUAUGUUGAAUGUAGAAGUUUAUUAUUUCUUGAGUUUGUCCUUUUCUCUGUUGCCCAUUUUGUUUUACUGUCAGUUCUUUGGAUACAAAAAGACUAUCUUAAUUUUCAUUAAUGUUGAAUGUUUGUAUAUUUUCCUGAAUUCUCAUAACCUGUAUAAAGUUAUUAAUAAGCAAAACUGGUUCUCAGACUUUUUUCUAUUCCGUAAAUUUCGCUGCACAUUAUUAAGUUUUUGGACUAAAUUUUUAAUUAUGAUCACAAAGAUAUCUUAAUUAUUAAUUUGUUUGAAACAAUAUUUAUUUAACGUGAAAAGCUUGUCAAUAAAGUAUUAUUUUCUAUGUAU